UCCACCACAGUGGCAGCUCCUGCGGGCAGCUCGGCUGCUCCCAGAAAUAGUGUAGAGAAUCCAGGAAGCCUCCGAGCAGAAACAUGGCUGAAGUAGUUUCACCAGUAACUCGACAAGUAACUAAAGGAAACGUGGAAACGUGGAGCCAGUGUGUCGAUGUCCGUCUGGAAGAAGUGGAGGAUUGUUUAGUUUACGACCGACACGGAGUCUCUGCUCCUUUCAAGAAGUUAUACCAGGACAGGAGGGCGGUCAUAAUAUUCCUGCGGAAUUUCCUGUGCUACAGCUGCAAAGAAUAUGUGGACGAUUUGAGCAAAAUACCAAGAGAAGCACUGGAGGAUGCUGACAUUAGGCUGAUUGUGAUUGGUCAGUCUGCUCAUCAUCAUAUAGAGCCAUUCUGCUCGUUGACAGGCUAUCCUUAUGAAAUAUAUGUGGACCCGCAGAGGUGCAUUUAUCAAAAGCUUGGGAUGAAGAGAGAGGAGAAAUUUACAAACUCUGCAUCUCCUAGUCCCCAUGUGAAGUCUGGUGUUUUCCUGGGCCAGAUGAAGAAUAUAUGGAGAGCCAUGACCAGCCCUGUAUUCGACUUUCAGGGUGACCUACAUCAGCAAGGGGGAGCCAUCAUUGCAGGACCAGGCUCUCAAGUCCAUUUUUCCCAUUUUGACAUGAACCACCUGGACCACAUGCCCAUCACCUGGCUGCUGCAGCUGGCUGGAGUUCAACAGACUCUGGACUUCAGUGAUAAGCCAAAGAUCAUCCAUGUGUAGCCAUGUGGCCGCCCGAGAGAGUGCUGUGCCACCACAUCACUGUUAUUAUCACACGGGGACACAUGCUGCUUGUUUAGUUACAUCAUCUUUACAUACUGGCAUAUUGAACUAGAAGAGCUUGGGCAGCAUCAUUCUCAGUAACAGGUAUUUGUGUCCCAGUGAUUCUGAGUACAGUGUUUAUCAUUCCUGUGCGAGGUCCUGAGGUCACAAUCUUGAAUAGGUGUGAUUAUUUAAUUUAUUUCUUUAACCAGGGAAUUGAGAUACAUUAUCUUUUUUAUUUACAAGAGAGACUUGGAAAAGUGGAAAAUUAACAAAAUUACAUAAAAACACACACCACACAAACACACAUAAUAACACAACAGAAGAAGACCUGAAAGACAUGACAGUUUAUGUUAUGUUGUAGGACAGGGCAAUAAAACAAUAUUAAUAUUAAUAGCAAUAUAAGUUUCAUCAGUAGCGAAAUAACAAAAGUCCAAUAUACAUCUAUUAUAUUGCUUAUGCAUUGUGGAAGCACAGCUCAUAAAGAAAAGUUUAAAACCACAACCCUCACUCAGGAGUAAAAACAAGUCUUAACUUCUUUAACUAAGAAAUAAUAACGUAACAUUUAUCAUGAUAAUAAUCAAUAUCGACUGAUAUGAAAUGUUUAAUCUUGACGUGCUAUUUGGAUACAUCGCCAUAGUUGAGCGUGAUCCUCAUUGUCAAUCUUUUAAAUAGUAGUUUUAGUAGAGAAAAUGAAAAUAACUCAAGGUCUCCUUACUGGCUUUUUGCAGAAUUUCCAGUCACAUCUCUUGGGCUGAUGAACUGGGAAAUGUUAGAAAGGAAACUCGUUUUGCUACUGAAAACUAUGAGAUGGGAUAAAAAGCUUGUAAAAUGAACCUUGGGGUGAUUUUGUUUUUGGUCUUUCUUGCAAAAAUAACACGGGUGAGUUUAUAAGAGGGGUACACAUGCACGACUGUUGUCAGGUAGGAAUACACGCAGUGCGAUGUCUCAUGUUUUGUAAUACUGUUGGCACACUGGUGACCUAGAUAUUAGGCCUUGUCGCAUCCCUUCCUUUUUAUACCCACUGUCUUCAUUUGCUCAGUAUUUAUUACACUGUAAAUAAAGUUGAACUGCCACA
Molecule: messenger RNA, 1878 nt
Organism: Hippoglossus stenolepis (Pacific halibut)
Lineage: Eukaryota; Metazoa; Chordata; Actinopteri; Pleuronectiformes; Pleuronectidae
Gene: prxl2c
Product: peroxiredoxin like 2C
Exons: 6
Coding region: 84-761 (225 amino acids)
Source: RefSeq, a predicted model, not a curated record